AUGAAACCAACAACUACUCCCCGGCCCAUCACUGUCCUCGGUGCAGGCGUGCUGGGCCGUCGCAUCGCCGCCGUCUUCCUUGCUGCUGGAUAUACUGUCCAUACCUACGAUCCGUCUGCGGAGUCUGUACUCGCCGCGACGGAGUAUAUCGAGACUCAUAUCGAGGAGUUCGUGGCGCUUGUUCCGUCGAUUGCGGACAAGAUGAAUACAGAUGUGGGUUCGGAUUCAAGUUCGGAUUCCAGUACGCUUAAAGGAGCGAAUGGGCAUACGUUUACAUGUACUCAUACGUAUACGAAUGGGGCCGUCAACGAGAACGGGACUGUCAAUGGAAAUGGAAAUGGUACAACCAAGACACAGCCGAAACCAGGCCAGCACGAUACCUUCACGGAUCUCCGCGCCGCAGUGACAGACGCAUGGCUGGUCAUCGAAGCGGUUCCGGAGGUACUCGACCUCAAAACGAAGCUCUUCGGGGAGGUGGACGACUGCGCGCCUUCGGACUGCAUGAUUGUCUCCAAUAGCAGCUCGUACAAGUCGCGGCUGAUGCUGGGGAAAGUGAGUGAUGAACGCAAGAAACGGGUCGCAAACAUGCAUUUCACGAUGCCCCCGGACAUCCGGACGGUGGAGUUGAUGACAUGCGGAAAGACUGAGAUGGGGAUGUUGGAGAUGCUGAAGGAGGUGUUGAGCGGGUGUGGCAUGUUGCCCGUGAUUGUGGGAAGGGAAUGUACUGGAUUCGUCUUCAAUCGCCUCUGGGCAGCCAUCAAGCGCGAAAUCCUGACCAUUCUCGCUGACCAGGUCAGCACUCCCGCCGAGAUCGAUAUGCUCUGGGAUAACAUGUUCACAAAACCUCAAAGUCUGCCUUGUCGAUUGAUGGAUCUGAUAGGGUUGGAUACGGUAGCUUUCAUCGAGGACAACUACAUCCAGGAGCGCGGACUGGACAGUCGGCCUGUGGACUGGUUGAGAGAGAAGUAUAUCGACUCGGGACGGUUGGGCCUGAAGAGCCAGGAGGGAGGGUUGUAUCCUCCUACUGACCCUCCUUCCUCAGUCGAGGUCGAGAAGAAGUCGAACGGAAUUAAAUCUAAUAGCGCUCAAGCCAACGGAGCCGACCAAGAAACUGUAUACGUCCUCGAUGUCGGCCUCGGCGCCAAUAAUGAGCUCUCCACCUUCAACUCCGCCGGAAAAAUCCUGCGAUACUCGCCUGCUACGGGAAAGAGGGUCCCGAUUGUGCAGGGUCAAUCCCUACCCGAUGGGAUCGACAUCUCGCGGAAGGCGGACCGAAUCUUCUGGACAAGUAUGGGCCGCGCCACACACACCUGCGACGGAGCGGUGUAUUCUGCCAACCUGGACGGAACGGAUAUCAAGACUCUGCUUCCGCCAGGGAGCGUGCACACACCCAAACAGCUCGUGGUAGAGGAGAGCACGGAGAUGCUGUACUUCUGCGACCGCGAGGGCAUGGGCGUGCACCGCGUGCGCUUCGACGGAACUGCCCACGAGACCCUGAUCCAGACGGGACCCACGACAAAGAAGAACCCCGACGAACCAGUCGACAUGACCCGCUGGUGCGUUGGAAUUGCCGUCGAUAUCACUCGCGGUUACAUAUACUGGACGCAAAAGGGCCCGAGUAAAGGAGGUCAGGGGCGGAUCUUUCGAGCGCGAGUGGAGAUUCCCGCGGGCCAGACGGCGGAGUCACGUUCUGACAUCGAAUUAUUGCUGUCGGGUCUGCCCGAUCCGAUUGAUUUAGAAUUGGAUGUACGCACGCAGAUCCUGUAUUGGACGGAUCGGGGAGAACAUCCUGUCGGGUGCUCUUUGAAUCAGGUGGAUGUGAGUGGGAAGGUUGACCCGGCAGAUCGCGUGAUCCUAGCAAGACAUUUCAACGAACCCAUUGGGUUGAAACUGGCAGGUCAAGACCGAGUGUACGUGGCAGACCUCGGGGGACGGUUUUAUUGCGUGGAGAAAGGGAAGAAGAGGGUGAUGUGGGAGGACGAGGGGAGCUAUACGGGGAUAGCGAUUUAUUGAUUUGUGCGGGGGGGAGGCAUAUGACGGGUAAAUCAAUAGUCAAUAAACUGACAGACGAACGGACGAAUGGAAGUUGAAUGAACAGAAU
Aspergillus melleus is the source of this 2101-nucleotide messenger RNA. Its product is annotated as putative 3-hydroxyacyl-CoA dehydrogenase. NCBI's taxonomy places the organism in Eukaryota, Fungi, Ascomycota, Eurotiomycetes, Eurotiales, Aspergillaceae. The transcript is spliced from 2 exons. Bases 1 to 2013 code for a protein of 670 amino acids. Gene Ontology annotation, biological process: fatty acid metabolic process. The record is from RefSeq and is a predicted model, not a curated record. Gene Ontology annotation, molecular function: oxidoreductase activity, acting on the CH-OH group of donors, NAD or NADP as acceptor; NAD+ binding.